UUUCCUGUGUCGGAGGCGCCAUCUUGUGGCCGCACAGGGAUCACCGCCCUUUGGGAGCUACACAGUAUGGCAGGAAGUUGUUCUCACUGGAUUUUGUCAAGAAAUGCUGCAUGUUCUUGACACUUACUAAACAUGGACCCACCCCCUAAGUAAACACACACACCACACACAUAUACACACGCACACACUCCUCCUAUUCUUGCAUGUUUGGGCUGCUUCUCUGCCUGUCAGGAAGUGUAUUGAAGCUGUCCAAUCAGACGCGGCCGUGAGUAUUUACCUGGCCAAACCUGAGCUUUAGACAGCCACAUCAGCACUUAGAUAGAUGGAAAGAUAAGAGCGCUUUUAUAAAAGAGGGAAGCUUGUGUUAAAUUGUACUCCUUUGCGGCAGAGUCAGGGCCCCCCCCUCCACCACCACUAUCCUCGAUACACCUGCAUCACCACCAAGAUGACUUUCAACGGCGACUGGAAAGUGGACCGCAAUGAGAACUAUGAGAAGUUCAUGGAGCAGAUGGGUAUCAACAUGGUGAAGAGGAAGCUGGCCGCCCACGACAACCUCAAAAUCACCAUCUUGCAGAACGGAGACAAGUUCCACGUCAAGGAGAGUAGCAAUUUCCGCACCCUGGAAAUAGACUUCACCCUGGGCGUCACCUUUGAGUACAGCCUGGCCGACGGGACAGAACUAUCUGGCGCAUGGGCGAUGGAGGGGGACACGCUGAAGGGCAUUUUCAACAGGAAAGACAACGGCAAGCAACUGACAACCACCAGAAUUGUGCAAGGAGAUGAGCUCAUACAGAGCUACAACUAUGAAGGCGUGGACGCUAAAAGAAUUUUCAAGAGGACUUAGAACAAAAAGUUGAAGAACAACCUUGUGAGGUGUUUCUAAUCCGGGUUAGCGUCAGUAUUGUAUCGUGUUGAGCAGUCAUGGCGUCUACUUGCAUAACCUGGACAAAGUACACUAUGUGUACUGCUUAAAUGGCUGUAAAAAAAUGCACUGGAUUUGACUCUGUAAUAAAAAUAAAAACACACACAAUUCUUUCACUUUCAAGCAAGACACAAGUAAUGUGAGACAAUAAUUUAUUCAACAGUAAUAAAUAAAAAAAAUAAAUAUAUAUUAUCUACAAAAAUAUAAAGUGCAACACAGAUUUGGACGUUGUUUCCCGAAAUCUAUUUGCUACUCGUACGUUGCCAGGACGACCACUGAGGCAAACACGCCCUUACAUACAAGGCAGCACCAGCCGGAUCCACGCAGAACCAGAACCAGACAUCAUACAAGUUUAUGCCCAUGGGGAAAAUGAUAAUCAAUAUGGUUAGACCAUCUGCACAGAUUCUCAAUGACGAGUGAUGUGCCACAUGUCGGCAAAUAGUGGCCGAAUGGACUGUUGGUUAUAUAAACACUUCAAUAGAUAGGAAAAAAAUAGCAACACAUGGUACAGUACAAUACACCAUGAUUUAAAUGUAUAUAAUGUGACAUCACAGCAGCAGGACAGUGAAGUCAAAAAAAAAAACACGCUACAUAUUUCAUAUUAUUAUAAAUGGAGUCCCCAAGCAACACAACGUUAAUUUUAUGGGUCAAUUUCCAACAAUUUUUUGCAUGUUAUGGCAAUAAAGUGGACCCCGGAAAGUCAUAUUUCCUUUA
Messenger RNA from Doryrhamphus excisus (bluestripe pipefish), 1636 nucleotides. The record is from RefSeq and is a predicted model, not a curated record. NCBI's taxonomy places the organism in Eukaryota, Metazoa, Chordata, Actinopteri, Syngnathiformes, Syngnathidae.